Messenger RNA from Patiria miniata (bat star), 2098 nucleotides. RefSeq names its product NEDD8-activating enzyme E1 regulatory subunit-like (gene nae1). Gene Ontology annotation, cellular component: cytoplasm; nucleus. The transcript is spliced from 14 exons. The coding region runs from base 49 to 1662 and encodes 537 amino acids. Gene Ontology annotation, biological process: DNA damage response; protein neddylation; ubiquitin-dependent protein catabolic process. Gene Ontology annotation, molecular function: ubiquitin activating enzyme activity; NEDD8 activating enzyme activity. The record is from RefSeq and is a predicted model, not a curated record. Lineage: Eukaryota; Metazoa; Echinodermata; Asteroidea; Valvatida; Asterinidae.
GAGAACCUUACGCAGAAAAUAAAUGCAUGACUUUACAAUGAAUCAAAGAUGGCUGCGCCCAGGGGAAGUCCGGUUAUUGACAAGGAGAAGAAAUAUGAUCGGCAGUUAAGGUUGUGGGGAGACCAUGGUCAAGCAGCAUUAGAAUCAGCCCAUGUGUGCCUCAUUAAUGCCACCGCAACAGGUACAGAGAUCCUGAAGAACAUCAUCCUGCCUGGGAUUGGCUCAUUCUCCAUCGUCGACGGCAACAAGGUCAAAGGUGAAGACAUUGGCAACAACUUUUUCCUUGAUAAGGACAGUCUUGGCAAAUCCAGAGCACAGAUUACCACUGAACUGUUGUUGGAACUCAACAGUGAUGUCAGGGGAGACUUUGUGGAAGAAAGUGCAGAGCAGCUCCUGGAGAACAACCCCCAGUAUUUUACAACUUUCAAUGUUGUCAUAGCAACAGAUCUGGUUGAGAGGACGUUGCUAGAUUUAGCAGCCUUCUUAUGGAAUGCUGGGAUACCUCUGCUGGUGUGUAGAAGUUAUGGCUUCAUUGGCUAUAUGCGCUUGGUAGUAAAAGAGCAUACAGUGAUUGAGUCUCAUCCAGACAAUGCAAGGGACGAUCUUCACCUUGACUGCCCCUUCCCUGGUCUGGUAGAGUUUGCUGACUCCUUGGACCUCAGUCACAUGACCAAACAGGAGCACAUGCACACACCUUACCUUAUCGUCCUGUACAAAUUCCUGGAGAAGUGGAAAGCAGAGCACGGGGGAGAGAUUCCCAAGAACUACAAGGAGAAGGACAGCCUUCGUCAGACGAUCCGAGGCGGGAUCCUGCUCAACGUGGACGGCGUACCGGAGCUGGAGGAGAACUUUGACGAAGCCAUCAAGAGCGUCAACGCAUCGGUGGUGGUGACGCGCGUCCCUAGCGAAGUGCAGGACAUACUCCGGGAUCCGUCAUGUGUCAAUCUCACGUCAGAGAGUUCUUCCUUCUGGGUGAUCGCCCAAGCCGUCAAGCAGUUUGUGGAUAACGAAGGUGGUGGCAAGCUCCCCUUACGUGGCUCUAUCCCAGACAUGACGGCCGACUCCAAGCGAUACAUCCAACUACAGAAUGUGUAUAUGGAGCAGGCCAAGCAGGAUUUCGCAGCUGUUGCAUCAAGGGUCCACCAGAUCCUUGUCUCAUUAGGAAAAACCCCUGAUAGCAUACCAGAUACGGAGAUCAAACUGUUCUGUAAGAACGCUCACUUUCUCCGAGUAGUCCGGUGCCGGUCACUGGCCCAGGAGUACACCAGGGACACAUGCAGUUCCUCAGAUAUAGCCUCCCAUCUAGAGAACCCUGACAGCGAGGUGGUGCUGUACAUUAUGCUGCGAGCGGCCGAUCGGUUCUACAAUCAAUAUAACCGCUUCCCUGGUUGCUAUGACGACCAAGUAGAAGGGGACACCUUCAAACUCAAGAGCUGUGUGCAUAAUAUCUUGCAUGAGUGGGGAGUCAACUUUACAAUGAAAGACGACUACAUCAAUGAAAUGUGUCGCUAUGGAGCAGCAGAGCUACACUCAGUUGGCGCUUUCCUCGGCGGAGCGGCUGCCCAAGAAGUCAUCAAAAUCAUCACUCAUCAAUUUGUCCCGUUCAACAACACAUACAUCUACAAUGCUACCACCGCCACAUCUGCCACGUUUCAGCUGUGAGGGGGAUACCCCAACGUCCCAUGCAUGGAAAGGACACCCAGCUCCACUGUAGAUCGGCGUGGACAUCCAGAAAGUUGGGAUAUUUUCUUACCUCACUCCCGGACUUUCUGGACCCAUUUUUCUUGAACCUCAACGGAACUCGAAUCCGGAGUUCUGAAUGGUAUCUAAGAGCAUCUGUUGAAAUUUGUCAUGCAAAUGAAUGGAUGUUUUCAUCAGCUGAUGUAGCACGGCCCCAACUAAUGUCCAAUACGGCAGAGUCUCACAAAAUCAAUCAUUUCAUUAAGAGCAAUUUCAGUUGUUUGCCUGAGAUAGGUCACUUUUUAACACCACCAUCAACUUCUUGAAUACAAUUUGUUGUCCUGCAGCAAUAACUGUCCAUCGAUAUCCCUCAUUUACGCCAUCAGCCUCGGUCCCAUCUUCAUAGUGAUUUUUGGCA